UUCAGUCAGUGUACCGGGGGCUGUCAUCUAACUCAGGUGUGGCUGUAUAGUUGUGUGGUGGUUUUCUUGGGGUUGUUUGUUAUUAUAUUUUACCUAUUUCGCUCAGUGGUAUUCCUAUUUUAUUCGGGGGGGUAAUUCUUCAGUUUUGUUCUUGCUACUCGUGGAUGUUGUUCGUUUUAUGUCGUGUUGCUCCCAAGUUCUCCCAAACUCGGCAAAAGUACCAUCCUUCGACAAGUUCGGGAAACUAAAAAGAAAAAGAAGCACAAAAAAAGCGACACAACAAAAAGAAAUACUCUCUGCCAAGCUGAACCGUACGCCAUUAUAAUCUCAAAACACCUGGAUUGAAGAUCUUUUUGUCUGUCAAAAAUUCGUCUAUAUUUUUCAUUCUUGCCCGGUCUUCUUCUUGGAGCCGGUUUAGAAUCGUUUAGGUCGUAUGUUUAUUAGCUUUGCUGUUGUGUGUCGUGUGUUGGAACGUUAAAACGAAAAGGAAAAAAAAGAAAAUCGACGUGAUCGUUAUCUAUCGAAGAUUCGCUUCACCAACGUUGCUACUGGACUUUAGUUUUUGACCACACUUUUUCACCCCCGUUCGUAAAAAAAACAAAACAAACAAACCUAUUAGCCAACUUAACUCUAACACCAAAAAGAAGAAGAUAAUCUGUGGCUAUGGCGACGACGUACUUGAGCGUGGUUCACCUGGCCACUGCUGGUCUCAAUGGUCCACUGCUCGGUUCUGACGAGGAAGAAAUUGUUCUAAUCUGCCUGGUCGUUGUCAACAUCCAGACCAACCAGGUGGUGACCGUGCAAGACUACUGGGUUAAACCGCGUUCGGCUGAUAUCAACGAGAAUGUCCUUUCUGAACAAGCCAGAGAAGAAAUGGGUCUCUCUGAGGAACUCAUCCGUACCAAAGGCAACUCGCUGGAACAAGUCCUGUCUCAGGUGGACAGUUUUCUGCAGAAAGUGUCGACUGAAGUGGAGCAGAAAACGGCGAGCCAAGCGGCCAACGUCGUGAUCGUGACCGACGGCCAACUCCCUUUACGCCAAUGUUUAUUGCCCGAGACGUGCUCGAAAGGCAUCGCCGAUCCACCGGCCAUUUUUGGCCAUUUUUACGACUUGCGCAAAGAGUUCCGAAAAGGAUUCCCGAACGCGCCUGAAAUCAACUCCAUUCAAGACAUGAUGAACUAUCUGAACUUGGAGCCGGAAGAAACAGCUGGUGUAGUUCAACAGAAUGCCACGAGGAGAGAGGCACAAGACAUGGGACGCAUUCUCCAACGACUUGUGAAAGAAGGUCACAAGUUCGACAAUCCAGAAACGAUCCAUUUGCGAUUGGAACCAGGCAUUUGUUCGAAAGAUGAAGAAGUAGACAGCAACACAGUUGUACGAGCACGUGGUCUACCUUGGCAAUCGUCGGAUCAGGAUAUCGCUCGAUUCUUUCGCGGUCUCAACGUUGCUAGGGGUGGAGUGGCGCUGUGUUUGAGCGCACAAGGAAGGCGGAACGGCGAAGCUCUCGUCAGGUUCGUUUCAUCUGAGCACCGAGACAUGGCUCUCAAACGGCACAAGCAUCACAUCGGACCGCGAUACAUCGAAGUGUACAAAGCAACCGGAGAUGACUUUAUCGAUGUGGCUGGAGGUAGCAACAAUGAAGCGCAAAACUUUUUGUCGAGAAGUGGCCAAGUCAUCGUGCGCAUGCGUGGAUUACCUUAUGACUGCACGGCAAAACAAGUCGUUGAAUUUUUCGAAUCCGGUGGCGAAGACGUUGGCUCUACUGUACUAGACGGAGAUGCCGGUGUUCUUUUCGUGAAAAAACACGAUGGACGAGCUACGGGUGAUGCCUUUGUCAUGUUUGCUACAGAAGAGGAGGGCUCUAAAGCAUUGGCUAAGCAUCGUGACAUAAUCGGCUCCCGCUACAUUGAACUCUUCCGGUCGACAACAGCGGAAGUCCAGCAGGUUUUAAACCGGUCCAUGGAUCCGCGUACUUACGAAACGCAAGCUCCGUUGAUUCCACAGUUGCCACAGAUGCCUCUCCUACCGCAACAGAUGAUCACGUCCGGAACGCGAAAAGAUUGCAUUCGUUUGCGUGGCUUGCCUUAUGAGGCCCAAGUGGAGCACAUCCUCGAAUUCCUCGGCGAACAUGCCAAGAGUAUCGUCUACCAGGGAGUUCACAUGGUCUACAAUGCCCAGGGUCAACCUUCGGGCGAAGCUUUCAUCCAGAUGGAUUCUGAGCAGAGCUCGUUCCAAGCGGCCCAUCAGCGCCAUCACCGCUACAUGGUGUUCGGCAAGAAGCAGCGCUACAUCGAGGUGUUCCAGUGCUCCGGCGAAGACAUGCACGUCGUGUUGACUGGCGGCCUGGCUCUUCCGUCGACUCCUGCCACACCGAAGGCUCUGCUCUCUCCUGGUGGAACGCUGUUGCCUCACCAGUCCUACGGAACGUACCCGUUUGGCCAGCCGCCGCAAAUCAUACCGGCCGUUAGUCCGUUGACUCCACGGCCACAACCUUUUGGAUUUCCUCCCAUCUUCUAUUGGCCUUAUCCUUCGCCGCCCGUCAGCCCAACCAACUACUACGGAACGGCCAAUGGAUCGGCCGCGACCGCCGCAGCCGCUGCCGCCAUGUCAGCCGCCGCUGGAGGAGUGAACAACGGCUCAGGUCUACCUGCUGGUACCUUGGUAAUCAUGCGGGGGCUUCCCUUUACCGCAUCAUGUUCGGACAUUCUUCAAUUCUUCUCUGGCUUCUCCGAGUUGACGCCAGAUUGCAUCCAAAUUCACCGCAACAAUGACGGUCGUCCUUCUGGGGAGGCGGUCGUCAAUUUCCCGAAUAGAGCCGAAGCCGAGAGAGCCAUAGCAGAGAAGAAUCGCCAAAACAUCGGUACGCGUUACAUUGAACUCUUCAUGACAUAAACACCAAACUCUAUACCAGGCGCAUCAUUUAACGAUAAAAGUGGAGAGAAGAGACACUAGCGAAAAGUAAUUCCACCGCCGCCAAUGGAUCAGCACACUCCCCUUGCACCUCGGUCCCUUGAACCAAAUUACUUUCAUUUGACAACUAUUAUCAUCCUCUGUGGAUGUUUCUCAAACGAAUACGUCUUGAAACUAUCGAAGUUUAAUUCACAAAAGUAGAUUUUUUUUUUUUUAAAUUUUUUAUUUACCUGUAAUUCAAUUUCUACCUUCAUUUUGGCAAUAACUUUUUCUCUUUUUUUUUUCCACUGGGGGUUGAUCGUGCAAAUCUGGAGUCGCCACGACAACUCCAACUAACCCAGCAAAAUUGUCCCGCACUCCGAUGUGAUGUUGAUAGAAUUUUUUCGAUUCCCCCUUUUUUUUGUGCAUACGACAAUGCGAUCAUUGCCCACGUCAUCUUUAUAUAUAUAUUUUUUUUAAACUGUUUGCCGAAGUUGGUGAAAAGAAAACGUCUUGAAUCUUGCCACUAAGGCAUUGCAGUUAUGACACACAAAGUCGAUCUAAGAGCGUCUUCUUAUAGCGUUUAUUUUCCAAUCACGUUUCGUAGCUAGCGUACAUCAAUCGCCUGCUCAUCAUAUAGUAUAGUGUUUGACAGCUCUUCUUUCCGUAGUUGUUGCGGACUGAACCAUCAUAAUUUAUGUUUUCUCCUACUCGUUUUUCUUUUUUUCUUUCACAUUUUCAGUUCAGAAUGUUGAUUGAUUGAACUAGAGGCAGAUUGGCAAUCAGACAAGAAGUGCGAAAGCUUGAGUUUCCCAACCAAAUAUGUUUUAUCUCAAAGUUAAAACUUGUCAAAGACAGUAAUGCGGAAUAGGAGUACUUUCUUGAAGAUGGUUUCGUUGAAAAGAAAAGAUACUUGAAUAAUAAUAUCGAUUUUUUUUUCUAAAGUUUAUUUUUCAUAGUUAUAUAUUUCUCAUUCCUCCAAUAUUAUUUCACUUCCAAUUAAAGAAAGAAAAAAAGUUACGACUUCGUGCAAUAACUGAUUCUGCGUUUGAAACAUUUCAGAUUUGCCAUAGUACUUAAGAUGAAAAUUUAAAAAAUCUUAUUGAUAUUGAUAACCAACCGAUGGACUAUUUUGCUGUCGCAAAAGGAAGAGCUGUUAGGUUGCGAGUAAUCAUCGUACAUCAUCGACCGCUGCCCUUGUACGUUGUUGCAUGUCAAAUGCUAGUUUAUAUAGAUUUUCAUUGAUAUUAUCUUUGCCUUCGUUUUCUUUUUUAUUACUUCUGCACUCCACCCCUCUUUUGCCCUACUCCAGGCUACAGAACGAGCCAACUCUUCGUGUGUAUUUGUUUUGUCACGUGUCUUUUUGCAGCAAUGAAUUACACAUCUCUUGAACGAAA
Molecule: messenger RNA, 4286 nt
Organism: Daphnia magna
Lineage: Eukaryota; Metazoa; Arthropoda; Branchiopoda; Diplostraca; Daphniidae
Product: RNA-binding protein fusilli-like
Exons: 13
Coding region: 664-2892 (742 amino acids)
Biological process (GO): regulation of RNA splicing
Cellular component (GO): ribonucleoprotein complex; nucleoplasm
Molecular function (GO): mRNA binding
Source: RefSeq, a predicted model, not a curated record